CAAAUUCAUCGGGCACGUGCUUUUGAAAUGAUAGUUAUCUGCCCUUUAAUAGAAGGUCGCGUGCCACACGUAAACAAACAAACAUGAGCGACCGAACAGACAGGGGUGUCGAGAGGAGACACAAACAUCACCAAAAGUUUCCUAGUGUAAUAAAUCUAAAUGUUGGAGGUAAGGUUUUUGCUACUAGACUUUCAACAUUGACCAAAUAUGCUGAUUCCAUGUUGGCGGUCAUGUUUAGUGGCCGUCAUGAAGUCGAUAAAGAUGCAGAAGGAAAUUAUUUCAUUGACAGAGAUGGAGAGUAUUUUGGCCACAUCUUAAGUUUUUUACGACAUGAGGAUCUGCCGCCUGCUGAGGUUGCUGAGAAUGUGAUGAAGGAUGCCAUGUUUUAUGGCAUCCACCCACUUGAAGAUUUACUGAAAAGUUCGCCAGCAUUGUUCGCAGAGUAUGUGGUUAGAGAUAAUAUACGUCUAAAGUUAUCGUCAUAUGAAGACGUUAAGCGAAAGAUAACAGCUUUGGCAAAACAGCAGGCAUUAGAUUUCAGUGCCAUUUCUUCUGUUGUUAAAGUUGUGGUGUCCAAAAAUCAACCCAUUCCACAAGAUCUGCAAUUUUCUUCCAAAGUUCACAAGCAAUAUUUUCGGAGAUUCAAAAUAUAUCCAUCAUUUGAAUCAUGUUUUGGCAAACAUUACAUUAAUAUACCUGCAGAUAAAGUUAGAGGCUCACCAGAUGAUAUUAUGGAUCUAAUAGCCAGCUGCCUGACCAAUGACCUUCGAAAAGAAGGUUAUAGGGGUCACGUCAAAAGAGAAAGUGUGUACGAGGAAUACAAUAAGAUUAAAACUGUAUCAUGGACAGAAUCAGAAUUUCACGUCUGCAUGUGUUGCCAUAGUUUCACAUUUAAUUGGCUGGAAACUGAUAUUAUUGGAGGAAAAAUGAAAAUCGGUGAUUCAGAAAAGUAACUAUAAGAUAUAAUGGUAUGAAUAAGUGCAAAAGGUAAUUAAUUUGUGAUGUGAAGAUCGGAUUCUCAUCAACUAAAAUCAUGUUGUAACUUAAAAUCUUUGUAACUCAUACUGGUAUGAGUUAUUAUCCACAUUCUAAUUUUAAAGAGAUAUUAUCCUUCUCAACAAGAAAAUAAUCUACAUGUAACUAUAGUCAAAUCAAUUUGGUUUGUAGUGGAAAUUAUUUUUUUCUCAAGAGACGAAGACUUCCAAAAGUGCUAAUAAGACCUCUUUAAAUGAGGUUGUCCACUUUCAGAAGUGUUUACUUUUAAAAUUCAGUUUCCUUGUGGUUGUCCUAGCGUGACAUUUAAACAUUUUUUGAUGUUUGUGCCAGGAAGAAGCUUCUCAAAUUAUAAGGCUUUCGAGCAAUUAUUUUAAUGUUUGUGGAUCUGUUUUUUUAAUGUUUUGUCUAUAACCUUUAUAGAUGGCACCUUUAUGGUGAUGAAAGGAGAGGGGGGGGGUAUAUUCCAUUGCCUGGCAAACUAUCUUUAAUUAGGCUUGAAACCUGGUCAGCUAGAAUUUUUCUUGAAGUUGAUUCAAGUACAUGUAGUUGUUAUCUAUCUUUUGUCAGGAUAUACGCAUGUACGACUAUCACCUUUAAAUUACAAUCGAUUCCGUGAGAUAUAAAAUUUUAAAUUUCUGUUAGCAUGGACCUAAUUAGAACCUUUAUUCCUGAAAUUUUAAUUAUAAUGUUUUAAAGAAUACGGUUUGUUCAUUGGCUAUAUGCACUUUUUUUUCUCAGUCAAUGAAAUGCUUAAAGUUGUUUUUGCUAGGUAUUUACUUUUAUCUCAGUUUGGUUGAUAUGUUAUCUAUGCAAUGUUUAAAACUAAUUCCAUAAGAAUUAAAAAUGUAUUAUUUAUCAUAUAACUGGAAGUAUAUAUGUAAAUAUAUAAAGGUCAAAUUUUGAUUCGAUUUAUAUGUACUUGUAAGUCGACAGUUUUAUUUUCUUUUGUAUUUAAUAAUGGCCAACCUUACUUCAUAAAAUGUUGGUGAACAGGAUGCAAUUUUCUAUUGUUAAAUAUAGCCCAUGGUUGUAUCCCUAAAAAAUUUUAUCACAUUAUAAUUUAUUAUGAUGAUAUAAACAUAUUUUCAAACCAAUUUAAAAAAUGUAAAUGUUUGUAAAGUUGUUUAAUUAUAAGUGCAAUAGAAUAACAUUGUUGUUUCCAAAGGGAGAAAAAAAAACCCCUGCUGAUGGCUUAACUCAAUAGUUUAAAAACUUAGUUAUGGUUGGAAAAAAGAUGGAGAAUGGCUGGUUUAAUAGAGAAUCGUCAUUGGAACAUCUGUCAUUUAGCUUUUUUGUUUAGGUCAUUUAUGCUUUAAAUUAGUUGCUAUGUAUUUUAUCCUUGUUACCCAGACUAAUGGUUUAUUUGAUGUCUUGUUGAUCAAGAAUAUAUCUGGUUAGGAACAAAGUAUUUUAGUGGAAAUGUAAUUAGCUUGGCAAUGGUGCUAGAGAAAGCAGGACAUUUCUCUGAUUUUCAUUGGAUUCAGCAUUUUUAUUUUAAGAAUGUUCAUUGUUUGUAUAUACAUGUAUAGUUUAAAUCACUCCACAUAAACCCAGAUGCAUUUUUUUUCUUAGAUAUAUAUAUUUCCUGUACGUUUUUCAUUCUUUUUAUCUAUCUCCACUAGGUUUCACUAUAAUGCUAUUUUAGUAGGAGUUGUUCUUUAAGAGCUGUUUACUGUAAUUCAUUUGGAAGUUAUGGUGACAUGUGCUCCCAACAGUUGGUUAAUGAUCUCCUACAGUGUAAUACUUAAAAGUUGCCAUUCACAAUCGUGCAUUAAUUGGUGGGGGGGGGGAACAAUAUCUAA
This is a messenger RNA of Patella vulgata (common limpet), 2798 nucleotides long. RefSeq names its product BTB/POZ domain-containing protein KCTD7. Lineage: Eukaryota; Metazoa; Mollusca; Gastropoda; Patellidae. Bases 84 to 953 code for a protein of 289 amino acids. Gene Ontology annotation, biological process: protein homooligomerization. The transcript is spliced from 2 exons. The record is from RefSeq and is a predicted model, not a curated record. Gene Ontology annotation, molecular function: protein binding.